Messenger RNA from Paramecium primaurelia, 1669 nucleotides. The record is from the annotation of a GenBank genome assembly. NCBI's taxonomy places the organism in Eukaryota, Ciliophora, Oligohymenophorea, Peniculida, Parameciidae.
AUGUACUAGACUGAAACUAAGUCAUCCCUUUAUGCAUCGAAAUUAAUAUAAUAAACAAAUUAUUCAGCUCUAUCAUCAUUACCCAAAACAUAUAUUAGAUAAGUAUAAGCAGAAGGUAAGAUAGAUUUAAUUAAUCGUUUAGGGGAAAUAUUUAUGGCAGCUCCAUAAAAAUGUGCAAAUAUAUGGAAAGAGUUUAGAAGAAAUGAUUUUACAUAAGUUUAAAUACCAUAUAAGACAGCUAUUUAAGUUUUUGAUGCUUGUAAAGAAGACUUUUAAAUGAUGUUAAAGAUUUCUAGUGGAAAGGAUUUCUUUGAUUUGUUUGAUUAAGACAAUGAUGGGUAAUGGGAUCAUGUUAUACUUUAGAUUUCUGAAUGAAGAUGAGUAAAUAUUAGUAUUUAGCAUCAUAAAAGAAAAAAUGCAAUAAGUUGCAAAUCUAUUGUUAUAAAUAUAAUAAUAUGUUCCUUUCAAAUAAUUGAUGAAAGCAAUAAGAACAUUAGAAUAAAAUAUUCGUGAAUAUUAAGAUAUUCUUAGAUAAAAGAUUUAUAAAGCUGAAGUUUCAACAUAUAAAGAGAUAGGAUUAGAAAAAUUGGAUGAUUUUUAUGAGAAAUACUAUAAUUAUUUCUAAUAAUUUGAGAAUCAGAAAAAAAUAAAAAUGUAUAGAAUAUAUUUAUUAUUUUGUUUAGAUAAAUACAGAUAUAGAAAUAAUAAGAAGAAAUGGGUUAAUUGGAAGAUAAAUUGUCAAAAAACACAGAGUUUUUAAAAGUAAAACCUAAAAGAAAACUAAAAGAUUUAUAAACAUAAGAAAAACUAGUAUCAUUAGAUGAAAGAGUAGAAGAAGCUAUGGAUUUUCGUAGAGAAUUAAAAAACAUGGAAAAAAAAGAAUAAGAAAGAGUAGCUUCAGAGUAAGAAAAAAGAAUAGAAAGUUAAAAGGAUGAAUUAUAACGUAAACAUUAAAAGUAAAUGGAAUAACUUAAAGCUAAAUUAAUAGAAUAAGAACAUAAACUAAUUAUAUAAUUAAAAAAGGAUUAUAAUGUUCUAUUAAAGUAAAUAGGUUUACAUAGUAAUGAGAUAGAGAGAAUAUAAUCUUCUGCAACUCAAAAUGCUAUUAAGAAAGGAGAAAAAGAAGGAGAACUUAAAAGAAUGAAAGAGAGAGCUAGAAUAUAAAACUUUAUUAUUGGAGAGACUAAAAGAACUAUGACACCUAAAAUUUAAUAAUAAAAUACUUCAACUUAUGAAGAAUCCAUUAGUUAAUCUCCAAGAUCUCCAGCAGUAGUUACUAAAAAUGAUAGAGCUGCUCAUGAAAUUAAACUCUUGAUCCAUAAAUAAAAUUACACUUAAUUUUACAUUAAAAAAAAAUAUGGAGCUGUAUUAAUGUUAAGAUGACAUUAAUUUAGGAUCUACCAGUCAACUAUAAACCAGAGCCAUAUAAAGUAUAAGGUGAUAAUCAUGAUAGAAUUGAAAAGAUUUUAUCUGUAAAAAAAAAGAAUCCUCAUGAUAUAUUACCCUCAUUAACUGAAUUGUAUGAUGAAAAUCUUAAAGAAUAAGUAUUUAUUAAAUUGAUUUAAAAUAGGAUAAAGGCAGUACUUAAAAAUCAGAAUAAGAAUUAACAUAAGAAAGAUUAAAAAAGAAAUAAUUUAUUUUAGAAAAACUAGAAGAAUCAACUCAUUGA